AUUGCAUUUCACACUCACUGGCAAUUCACAUUUGACAGUGGCGCCUUUGUCUUCUCGAGGUGGCUUCAGAUUUAUAUGGGUGUGGCUCCCAUUUUCUCCACUUCUCUUACUUCCCCCAUUUUCUUCUCUCCCAGCCCAGCUCUAGAGGGAGUGAAGGUCGGUCCGAGCUGCAAAAAUGGAGAAGGCCUUGACCAGAGUGAGCAGCUUAAAGGUCGGGAGCUUGUGGAUUUCAAAGAAAGCCAAGGAGGAACUCGCUAAUAUCACCGACGAUUUCCAAACUUUCUCAAAUACCGUGGAAGAGAAGGCAAAGUGGAUUUUCAACAAGCUAAAAGGAAAGCCAUUGAAGAGCCUGCCGGAAUUACUCCGUGAGUACAACUUACCGCCCGGCCUCUUUCCUCAGAACAUAAUCAGCUACGAAUUUGAUGAAUCCAGGUCCAGGCUGAUUGUGUACUUACCAUCCGUUUGUGAGAUAAGCUUCAAGGAUUCUUCUGUGGUCAGAUAUGCAACACGGGUGAAAGGAACUCUUCAGAGAGGGAAGCUAACAAGCAUUGAAGGAAUGAAGACAAAAGUCCUAGUGUGGGUGAAAGUGACAAGCGUGAUGGUUGAGGGCUACAAAUCUGAUAAGGUCUGGUUCACAGCAGGAGUGAAGAAGUCGAGACCGAAAGAUGCGUACGAUAAGCCCCGUGACGCCGUUAGGGUAGAAGAAUUCUGAUAUUCAAACUAUGGCACAUUGUUAGGCAUCAUUAAGGAUAGCAGGGAAAUGAAUCCUGUGGGUUACAUUAGCUGCAUUUGAAUCUUGUCUCCUUUUAUUAUAGAUAUUGUUUUCAUGAGGAGUGUCCAAACCAGUUGAUCCAUAAAAUGUAAUGCUUCCCAACUUGCUUACCUAGCGGAGCUGAUAGCUUAUGAAGAGACUGGUAGUGUUAAGGGUUACAAUAUUUUUUUAGAGAUAAAUAAAUAUGCAUUUAUUGACUUUU
Molecule: messenger RNA, 974 nt
Organism: Cucurbita pepo subsp. pepo (vegetable marrow)
Lineage: Eukaryota; Viridiplantae; Streptophyta; Magnoliopsida; Cucurbitales; Cucurbitaceae
Source: RefSeq, a predicted model, not a curated record